Molecule: messenger RNA, 732 nt
Organism: Mesorhabditis spiculigera
Lineage: Eukaryota; Metazoa; Nematoda; Chromadorea; Rhabditida; Rhabditidae
Source: the annotation of a GenBank genome assembly
AUGGAGAUCUUGACCGCCUCACUGCAGCGACUAAAAAAUGAAGAAGCCGGGCAAAAUACGGCAACAGGCCCCGGUGAACGAUUGAAUGGUUCGGAAGAUUCCACAGAAUACAACGGGACGGCCACGCCCAGCUCUGUGAAUGGUUUCAGCAGAAAAUCUUCAGCAGCUACAUGGGUUAGCCUGAAUGUUGGAGGGCAGAUUUUCCAAACUACCCGCUCCACAUUGACGCGCGAAGACGGGUUCCUUUCGAAGUUGAUCCGCGAGGACGGCGGGCUGGCCAGCGAUCGGGACGAGCGCGGCGCCUACCUGAUCGACCGGGAUCCGCAGUACUUUGCGCCGAUUCUGAAUUAUUUGCGGCACGGGAAACUCGUCGUCAAUCCGGGAAUUUCACUAGAAGGCGUCCUCCACGAGGCCGACUUCUACAACUUGCCCGGCUUGUCGCACCUCGUCCUGGAGAAGAUCAAGGUCCACAAAACGGAAGAGGCACAGCAGCGGAAGACGGUCUAUCGCGUCUUGCAAUGCCAUGGCGAGGAGCUGACGAGUUUCGUGUCGGCGCUAUCGGAUGGCUGGAGGCUUGAUCAGCUGGUGCCGGUCGCGUCAACAAUCUACACAACGGACGGCCAAAAGGAAUACCUAUGCGUCGUCUCGCAGGAAUGCCCCCAUUCCUUCUUCAACGACGAGCGCGAAAAUAUGGACCGUGCCAAGUUGUUACAGCAGCGGGCGCGCAAUAAC